This is a messenger RNA of Ascochyta rabiei, 807 nucleotides long. RefSeq names its product Superoxide dismutase. Gene Ontology annotation, molecular function: superoxide dismutase activity; copper ion binding. Bases 1 to 807 code for a protein of 268 amino acids. Gene Ontology annotation, biological process: removal of superoxide radicals. NCBI's taxonomy places the organism in Eukaryota, Fungi, Ascomycota, Dothideomycetes, Pleosporales, Didymellaceae. The transcript has 2 exons. The record is from RefSeq and is a predicted model, not a curated record. Gene Ontology annotation, cellular component: extracellular region.
AUGCGUGUCCAAAUCCUCUCGCUCAUCGCCGUGGCUUCGGCUGUCACUGCCCAAUCUCCGGCCGCUGUCCCCGCUCCCGUAGUCGGCGGUAACCCCAAGGGCGCCUCUUAUGUUGCUACUCUGCCCGAGCAGGAGAAGUACACUGUCCGUGGCUCCGUCGCUGCUGUGUCCGCCGAGGAUGGCAACGGUGUCAAGUUCACCGUCUCCAUCUCUGGUCUUCCUGCCGAAGGCGGUCCUUUCAUGUACCACCUCCACGAGAAGCCUGUGCCCUCCGACGGCAACUGCACUGGCACUGGUGCUCAUCUCGACCCCUACAAGCGCGGCGAGCAGCCCAUCUGCGACGCCAGCAAGCCCGAGACCUGCCAGACAGGUGACUUGAGCGGCAAGUUCGGCAACAUGACUGCACAGGAAUGGUCGCAGGAAUAUGUCGAUCUCUACUCAGCUACCCGACCUGACAUCAACUCGUACUUCGGCAACCUGUCGGUCGUUGUUCAUCUGUCCAACAAGACUCGCAUUGCCUGCGCCAACUUCACCCAGCUUUCGCCUGGCGAGGAGUCCUCCUACCCUGUUUCCAGCAUUAUCCUGAGCACUACUGUAUCGUCUGGCUAUGCUCAGCCCACCGAUAGUGGUCACUACAACAGCAGUGUCCCAAACACACCCACAGGCAUCUCAGCACCUACUACCGGCGUCCCGAUCGCACCCAGCUCAAGCCCUUCGUCCUCACCCGAGUUCACUGGCGCAGCUUCCAAGCUCCCCAGCACUGCCGCUGGUGCCAUGAUUGUCCUUGUGGCUGCUCUGUUGCUCUGA